AUGGAUGGUGAUAUGGAAGCUCCUAAUCCCGAUAUGGACAUGGCUGCCGCCGAUGAUGAUGCCGUUAAGGAAUUGGAUGAGAUGAAGAGACGAUUGAAGGAGAUGGAGGAUGAAGCUGCUGCCCUGCGUGAGAUGCAGGCUAAGGUCGAGAAGGAAAUGGGAGCUCAAGAUCCUGCUACUAUUGCAGAAAAUCAAGCAGGCAAGGAGGAGGUGGAUGCUCGAUCGGUCUUUGUUGGCAAUGUUGAUUACGCGUGUACACCUGAAGAAGUGCAGCAGCAUUUCCAAACAUGCGGCACUGUCCACAGGGUGACAAUUCUGACAGACAAAUUCGGACAGCCAAAGGGAUUUGCUUACGUGGAGUUUGUGGAAGUCGAAGCUAUACAAGAGGCUCUACAACUGAAUGAAUCAGAGCUCCAUGGUCGUCAAUUAAAGGUCUUGCCUAAGAGAACAAACGUUCCUGGAUUGAAACAGUUCCGUGGUAGACGAUUCAACCCGUACAUGGGUUACCGGUUCCGCAGACCUUUCAUGCCUCCUUAUAUGUAUUCUCCAUAUGGAUACGGGAAAGCUCCGAGAUUCAGAAGGCCAAUGCGUUACAUGCCUUACCAAUAA
Messenger RNA from Arabis nemorensis, 609 nucleotides. NCBI's taxonomy places the organism in Eukaryota, Viridiplantae, Streptophyta, Magnoliopsida, Brassicales, Brassicaceae. The record is from the annotation of a GenBank genome assembly.